AUGUCUGACGCCGCGGAUACCAAGCCCGACCCCACCAUCACUCCUGAGGCCGCGAAGCCCGAGGAGACCCCCGCCACUGGCGAGGGUGAGAAGACCGUCACUGAGGCUGCUGCCGACACAGCCAAGGACGCCGCUGAUACCGUCAAGGACGCUGCCGCCAAGACCUCCGACAACGUGUUCUCGAUGUUCGGUGGUGGCCCCAAGAAGGAGAAGAAGGAAGAGACCGACGAGGGUGCGGACGAGCCUUCCGGCUCCUCCAAGGCCCAGAAGGAGGGCGAGAACCCCGAGGAUGAUGCUCCUGAAUCCCCCGAAGUUCACUUCGAGCCCGUCAUCCGCCUGACCGAGCGUGUCGAGACCAAGACCAACGAGGAGCUCGAGGAGCAGUCCUUCAAGAUGCGCGCCAAGCUCUUCAAGUUCGACCGUGACAGCAAGGAGUGGAAGGAGCGUGGUACCGGUGAUGUUCGUCUGCUCAAGCACAAGGAGAACCAGAAGACCCGUCUCGUCAUGCGUCGGGAUAAGACCUUGAAGGUCUGCGCCAACCACUACAUCGUCCCCGACAUGAAGUUGAGCCCCAACGUCGGCAGUGACCGCAGCUGGGUCUGGAACGCGGCCGCCGAUGUCAGCGAGGGUGAGCCCGAGGCUCAGACCCUGGCUAUCCGUUUCGCCAACAGCGAGAACGCCAACCUGUUCAAGGAUGCCUUCGAGAAGGCCCAGGAGGAGAACGAGAAGCUCUUCAGCGCUGAGAAGUAG
Molecule: messenger RNA, 750 nt
Organism: Penicillium cosmopolitanum
Lineage: Eukaryota; Fungi; Ascomycota; Eurotiomycetes; Eurotiales; Aspergillaceae
Product: Ran GTPase-binding protein YRB1
Exons: 4
Coding region: 1-750 (249 amino acids)
Biological process (GO): nucleocytoplasmic transport
Cellular component (GO): nuclear pore; cytoplasm
Molecular function (GO): GTPase activator activity
Source: RefSeq, a predicted model, not a curated record